Messenger RNA from Neltuma alba, 1558 nucleotides. Its product is annotated as protein trichome birefringence-like 14. Gene Ontology annotation, molecular function: O-acetyltransferase activity. NCBI's taxonomy places the organism in Eukaryota, Viridiplantae, Streptophyta, Magnoliopsida, Fabales, Fabaceae. Gene Ontology annotation, cellular component: Golgi apparatus. The transcript has 5 exons. The record is from RefSeq and is a predicted model, not a curated record. The coding region runs from base 141 to 1523 and encodes 460 amino acids.
CAUUGAAGCCCAACGUUUCUAGUCAUUUCUGAGGAGAAUUGGAACUGAUGCUUCAAAUUUCCUUGGGUAUCUUGUGUCGGUACUGUAAUCAUUCAAAAUUACCUUUCCAGCGGCUCCUCUGGGAUCUCAUAUAAGCAGAGAUGAAAGCAGGACCCACGUAUGGCUUGAGAGGGUGGCAUCUUUUUGUAGUCCUUCUUUCUCUUGUUCUAAUGACCACAUUACUGUGGACAUGGGAGAAAAAUCCACUAGCUAUAACUUUACAUUCAGCUCAAGAGUGGUAUCACAAACCUUUAUCAGGAGUGAUAGUAGAAGCCCCAAAUAAUUCAGUGGGAGGUCCAAAGCUGGCAAAAAGCGAGGAGAUAUCUUUAAAUACUAGCAAUGAAAAUGAAACCAAAGUGCAACUUGAUUAUGCGGAUGCAGUUCCUGUGCACUCUGUCCCUUCAUAUUCUCCCGAAAUACAACACGGUCAGGGUGUCAGGUCUUCUUCAGGAAGAAAAGUCUGUAAUUAUGCAAAGGGUAGAUGGGUUGAAGACAAGAGAAGACCAUUAUAUUCUGGAUUUGGCUGCAAAAAAUGGUUAUCCCCAAUGUGGUCAUGUAGAAUGACACCGCGACCAGAUUUCUCUUAUGAGGGAUACCGUUGGCAGCCAGAAAAUUGUGACAUGCCAGAGUUUGACCGGUCUGCAUUUUUGAGAAAAAUGCAGGACAAAACAAUAGCAUUUGUAGGAGAUUCAUUGGGCCGGCAACAAUUUCAAUCUCUGAUGUGUAUGGCCACCGGUGGUAAAGAGAGUCCUGAAGUUGAAGACGUGGGACGGAAAUUCGGUCUUGUAAAACGCCGCGGUGCUAUUCGUCCUGAUGGCUGGGCUUACAGAUUCCCAAAGACCAACACUACAAUCUUGUACUAUUGGUCAGCUAGCUUAUGUUAUCUAGAGCGCCUUAACAACAAGGAUCCACUCACCAAUGUUGCCAUGCACUUGGACCGCCCAACUGCAUUUCUGAAAAAGUUCAUCAGUCGUUUCAAUGUCUUAAUUCUUAACACAGGGCACCACUGGAACCGAGGGAAACUUAAUGCAAACCGGUGGAUUAUGUAUGUAGAUGGGAAGCCUAAUGAAGACAGAAGGCUUGCAGAGAUCGGUAGGGCCAAGAACUUUACAAUCUAUAGUGUAGCUAGGUGGGUGGAUUCACAACUUGUCUCCCAUCCCGAACUUAAAGCAUUCUUUAGGACUUUAUCACCGAGGCAUUUCGUCAAUGGGGAUUGGAACUCUGGAGGUAGCUGUGAUAAUACCAUUCCCUUGUCUGGAGGAAGCGAGGUUGUACAAGAUGGACCAAGUGAUCUAACUGUUCAUGGUGCGUUAAGGGGUACGAAGAUCAAAAUGCUGGAUAUAACUGCUCUUUCUCGAUUGAGGGAUGAGGCUCACAUGUCUCGCUACACCAUUCGAGGAACUAAAAAUGAUAGCGAUUGUUUGCAUUGGUGCCUACCUGGAGUUCCAGAUACUUGGAAUGAACUCCUUGUUUCUCAGAUAUAGCCUUCCAAAGUGGGAACACUUCCUUCUUUCUUAUG